Molecule: messenger RNA, 885 nt
Organism: Gryllus bimaculatus (two-spotted cricket)
Lineage: Eukaryota; Metazoa; Arthropoda; Insecta; Orthoptera; Gryllidae
Source: the annotation of a GenBank genome assembly
UAGUUCGACGAGCCUCCACCAAGAGCGCUGAAACUAUAGGGACAGGCACUCUGGGAGAGACUCUCUGUACUAUAUUCUGGCUCGGUGUGAACACACCUCUGCCUCUGGGCUCGCCGUCUUGUGCGCCAUUGUGCUUUCCAAACGACAUUUUAGCCGAGUGACGGUGAGACGUAUUUACGUCUCGGGCGGUAAUUGCAAUGGUGAGACGAUACGAUGUGAACAUCGCCUAUCUUCUAUCCCAGGACUGGUGCCAAGUAUGUGGUAUUCGCUAUUUAGAGCAUUCUGGAUUCGGGACCGCUUCCCUUUCUCUUUCAGACUUUUAUCAAUUGAUGAAAGAAAAUGGAUUUAUACCACACCGUCAGUUCUAUUUUCCGUUUGAGUACAAGGCAUGGUCAAACCAAAAAAAGAAACGACAAAAGGCAGGAAAAUCAAAAUCAAAAUACGGCGGAGCAGGAAGAGGUCAAGCAGGAACAUCCAAGAAUGCUGCUAAAAAAGGAAAAUAUGAAGAAUACUGUCCUUUUCGCAAAUAUUUAGAAGGAAAGUAAAACAUAAAAUAAGCAUGGUAAGACCAUAAGCACUUGAUACUUUUCAAAGAAUGGUGCUUUCCAUUUGUGUAAGAUUGAAACUUGGCUAAAUAAAGUCUUUUGUCUUCAUGAAUGCUAUCAAUGACAACCCCUUCUUUUUCAAACAUUUGGAAUAACAACUAUUCAACAGUAAUAAACCAAUUUAUUCAAAAAUUCUAUAAUUAAAAACAGUCAAUAUUAUGUUGUUUCUGUAAAAUUUACUUCACUCUAAUUUAUGGACAAUUUGUUUUGUAAGACUUUUUCACCUACCGAAUGAAAUAAAAUUAAUAAAUGAAGUUCUCAACCUAUUGCUUCAUACAUA